AACACAAAGGCCUCAAACCCUAAUUCCCCUGUCUCCUCUAAACGGGAAUUCUUCGGCUUUCAGGAAUUAUAGACAUACUAUGAUCGUUAAGCUCUUUCCACAACUCCACUUUGUCAAUUCAUAUUUUCCAGUCGCGGGGCACCCACCCAUGAAAUCUUCCAUCCCUGUUUUGUCUCGGAUAUUCCCUUAUAGACUUAGAUAUCUCGGUUUUGGCUCUCAUUCCUAUUCACAGCUUGGAUUUCGUCGAUUCUCCACUCGGCCAUUUAGAUACAGAUCAGAAUUCAGCCAUAGUGGUCAUGAAAGAGGAAAUGUGAGAGCUCCAAAGAGUUUGAUUGAAGAUGAAGCCGAACUCAGUGACUGGGUCAAUGAUUUGAGAACCAGUUCUUUCCGUCGUGAACAACUCGCUAGCGAAGACGAGUCAGAUUAUGGUAUAGCUCGUAAUAGAGGUAAGAGUGGCACAGAUAGGGAUAGGAAUUGGAACGGAGGUAGUAGUAGAGGAAGGGAAAGAGAUAGAGAGGACAGAGGUAGGAGUAGAGGAAGGGAAAGAGAUAGAGAGGACAGAGGUAGGAGUAUAGGAAGUGAAAGAGAUAGAGAGAGCUUUUCAAUGAAGAGAAGGAGAGAGGUUAUAUCAGAUGAGAAUGGCGAAUCAAGCAGUAGGAGAGCUCGUGGUCAUACUGAUUCAUUUUCGAGGAAUUCAUGGAUAGCUAAUAUUGGAUUUGUGGAUGGUGAUGAAGACAAAUUUAACUCGCCGAGAAAGAAAGUUGGGAAUAGAGAUUUAAUGAAUGGAAGGAGAGUAGUGACAGAGAUGGAUUCAGUGUUUAGGAGAGAUGGGAAGGGAUUAAGACAAAAAAGUGAUUUUGUUGAUAAUUUGGAAGAUGAGGACUAUAUUGAUGACAAAAAGUAUGAGAGUAAGGAGUUAAUGGGGCAUCUCAACGAUUUGGUUGAUGAGGAGGGGAGUGAUGAUACAAAUGAAGAUGUUCAUGACAAUGUGAUGUUAAAGAAAAAUGCAUCAUUUUCAUUUGGAAAGGAGGACAAUGGGCCCUCCUCAGCUGAAAACUUUGAUUCUUAUCUGAGCGAGUCUAGAUUUGAUCAAUGCUCGAUCUCUCCUUUAUCAUUAAAAGGAAUCAAGGAUGCAGGAUAUGAGAAAAUGACUGUAGUUCAGGAGGCCACUCUUCCAGAUAUACUAAAAGGCAAGGAUGUACUUGCUAAGGCUAAGACAGGCACUGGAAAAACUGUGGCAUUUUUGCUUCCAGCAAUUGAGGUUGUUGUAAAAUCUCCUCCUGUUGGUCGCGAUCAAAAACGACCCCCAAUUCUUGUGCUUGUUAUAUGCCCAACUCGAGAACUUGCAAAUCAAGCUGCUGCAGAAGCAAAGACCUUAUUGAAGUAUCACUCUUCUAUUGGUGUUCAAGUUGUUAUGGGAGGCACAAGGCUUGCCCUUGAACAGAAACAAAUGCAAGCAAACCCUUGCCAGAUUCUUGUUGCUACACCUGGGAGACUCAGAGACCACAUUGAGAAUACUGCUGGAUUUGCAACAAGGCUGAUGGGUGUGAAAGUCCUUGUACUUGACGAAGCUGAUCAUUUGCUAGACAUGGGAUUUCGUAAAGACAUUGAGAAAAUAAUCUCUGCUGUUCCAAAGCAACGUCAAACACUUUUGUUUUCAGCCACAAUUCCCGAAGAGGUUCGUCAAAUCUGUCACAUUGCUUUGAGAAGAGAUCAUGAAUUCGUAAAUACAGUUCAAGCAGGAACUGAGGAGACACAUUCACAGGUCAGACAGAUGCAUCUAGUUGCUCCAUUAGACAAGCAUUUUCCCAUAUUAUAUGUUCUUUUGAAGGAUCAUAUUGCAGAUAACAUUGAUUAUAAGGUUCUUGUAUUUUGUACAACUGCAAUGGUCACAAGAAUGGUUGCUGACCUUCUUGGUGAACUGAAGUUGAAUGUUAGAGAGAUCCAUUCCAGAAAGCCACAGAGCUACAGGACCAGGGUUUCUGAUGAAUUCCGGAAAUCCAAGGGCCUUAUUCUUGUGACUUCUGAUGUAUCUGCACGUGGAGUUGAUUAUCCUGAUGUUACCCUUGUCAUACAGGUGGGCUUGCCAGCUGAUAGAGAACAGUACAUACAUCGACUUGGUAGAACUGGUCGUAAAGGUAAAGAAGGGCAAGGCAUAUUGUUACUGGCACCUUGGGAGGAAUCAUUCUUGUCUACUAUCAAGGAUUUGCCAAUAACAAAAGGUUCAGUCCCUCUGGUGGACCCAGACACAGAGACAAAGGUAGAAAGGGCCAUGUCCCAUGUUGAGAUGAAGAAUAAAGAAACAGCAUACCAGGCCUGGUUAGGUUAUUACAAUUCCAGUAAGCUGGUGGGUAAGGACAAGUAUAGGCUUGUGGAGCUCGCUAACGAGUUUAGUCGAAGUAUGGGACUUGAUAACCCUCCUGCUAUCCCCAAGCUCGUCCUUGGCAAGAUGGGCCUCAGGAAUAUCCCUGGUUUGCGCUCAAAAUAGUUUUGGCAACUAAACAAAACUGAAUUCAUUGAGGUCAUGUUAAAGCACUUCAAAAAUCUAGGUAGAGGAUCUUUUUACAUCCAUUUGACAAUUGUAAGAUCUUUCUUUUUUAAUUUAAUGUAUUCGUGAAUUUGGUGACGA
This is a messenger RNA of Hevea brasiliensis (rubber tree), 2629 nucleotides long. RefSeq names its product DEAD-box ATP-dependent RNA helicase 31. Gene Ontology annotation, molecular function: ATP binding; nucleic acid binding; RNA helicase activity. The transcript has 10 exons. NCBI's taxonomy places the organism in Eukaryota, Viridiplantae, Streptophyta, Magnoliopsida, Malpighiales, Euphorbiaceae. Bases 80 to 2488 code for a protein of 802 amino acids. The record is from RefSeq and is a predicted model, not a curated record. Gene Ontology annotation, cellular component: chloroplast.